CCGGUUAUUGUUUGUAAAUUUGACAGUUUUAUUAAUUUUGAUGCAUUUUGGUGUCAUUUCUCUAUGUCAUGCUUCGGUCUCACGCACAUCUUUUGAAGAAAACAUGCUUACACCAACGGAUGUGUUACAACUUUCAAAACAAUUCUGUAUUGUGACAUUAGCUCGCACACAAGCAGAAUCAGGGUCCCCAGAACUACAGGAACUUGAGCCAGAGCAGGAGUUUCUGUUUCAAAUGUUUAUUGAGCUGGGUCAAGCCUAUCAAACAGAUAGCAAUGUUGUCCUGGGGUUUAUUUCUUUGGAAACAUUUGUUUGGCCAUCAGGAAAUCAUUUGAGAUUUGUAGAUUCUGAUGUGCAGACAACUGACUUACAGGAUGUAAACCUCGUCAUCUUUCCUAGACAGGUGCAGGACAGAACUUGCCUUUCUAACACAGGCAUGAACACCAAAGAACCAAAGGCAGAACUGUAUAGAGGUUUAUCAAAUGUAAAUGUCAUUGUUGAAUAUGUCAACACAAAAUGUGGCUCCUAUCAAAAAGCCAAUGGAGGAAUAACCAUAGAAGGCUUGCAUCGCAAAGAAAUCCUCAGCACACUUUAUUAUGUUGGACAUCAUGAUGAAGAAGCUUUAGAUAUGAAGACAUUACAUUCCAAAAAUGUUAAAACAAGCCAUAAUCAAAACUGUGAUAAAGAAACAUGUUCAAUUGAACAUUCUAAAGGCAACUUGUUUUCAAAAGGUUUUAGCCGUUACACGAAUCAAAAUGAUAUUUUUAAAAAUUUUGAUCUAGGAAUGGCAAAAUGUGACAGAAUCAACAUGCCAACAAAGGAAGAGUUCUUUCAUAGCUAUCUCAAAUCAUCAAAACCCGUUGUCAUCAAAAAUGCCCUUCAUGAAUGGCCAGCAAUGAAGAAAUGGACCAAUGAAUACUUCAUGAAAAACUAUGGCAACCAAAAGGUACAUAUAAAAUUGACACCAUUGGGUGAGUUUGAAGGGGUUGAUUUAGCUUCAAACUUUGAAAAUUAUGGUCACUUUGAAAUCCCUCAAUAUAUUACAGACCAACUUCUCUUCCCAGACUUAGUUGUGGUACGACCAGCUACAAGGAAUAUGAAAUUUUCUGAAUUUCUGGAACUGGUAUCAACAGUUGCAAAUGGGACAAAAAAGAAUUGUUCAGCGUAUCUCGAAUAUUCAUCUAUAUCAGACAUAAAAGCGGAUUUGGAGAAUGACAUUGUAGAGUUGCCUCUCCUUAAAGACAUGCUGGCAUUGAAGCAUCUCAAUAUUUGGCUAAGUGAUGGUGACACACUGGGAAAACUUCAUUUUGAUCCAUUCGACAACUUUUUAUGUCAGAUAAGUGGCAGAAAACAAGUUAUCUUAUUUGAGCCGCAUGACAAUAGAAGACUUUAUGAAGCUCACAUUCCUGAAGCAGUCCUUGGUUAUGAUUCAGACACAAACACAUUCAGGAAAGAGGCCUUAGUUGACAGCACAUCUAUGGUCAUGUCACCAGUAGACAUCACAAACCCUGACUUUGAGCGGUUUCCACUUUUUGAGACUGUGCGACCUUUGAACUGCACGAUAGAUGAAGGAGACGUCCUGUUUAUGCCUGCCUUUUGGUGGCAUGAGGUCCAAUCCUUCCCCAGCCAACAACAGAGACGCAACCUGGCUGUCAACUUUUGGUACGAUCCAUUUCUUGUAAAAGAGUUCCCAUGCCAGGAAUGCCAGUUGGACAUUAACUCAAAAUACAGACAUCUGUUAUAAAUUUGCUCAAUACAUGGACUGUGCAUUUUACUUUUUUUAUUGACUGUUUUAACCUUUAGUUUAUUGUUCUUUUGAAUGGUCUGUACCGAUUCUCUUGGAAUCCUGUAAUGACAUAAAGUGUUAAAAUUUGCAUUUUGUAACAUUUUAUGUGUUAUAAAACAUAUUGUUUAUAGUCUUUUCAGUAAAAUGUAAUUUGUAACUGUAACUCAUUCACAAACAUUCCAGAUACAUGUACAUGUCUGAAUAUAAAAGACAGAUGAUCUAAAGUAAUGUGACCUUUUUCUAAUAAAAUCUACAUGUUAAAAGCUA
Messenger RNA from Mya arenaria, 2050 nucleotides. Its product is annotated as jmjC domain-containing protein D-like. Lineage: Eukaryota; Metazoa; Mollusca; Bivalvia; Myida; Myidae. The transcript is spliced from 4 exons. The coding region runs from base 41 to 1741 and encodes 566 amino acids. The record is from RefSeq and is a predicted model, not a curated record. Gene Ontology annotation, molecular function: 2-oxoglutarate-dependent dioxygenase activity.